This is a messenger RNA of Caenorhabditis angaria, 1784 nucleotides long. The record is from the annotation of a GenBank genome assembly. Lineage: Eukaryota; Metazoa; Nematoda; Chromadorea; Rhabditida; Rhabditidae.
AUGUUGUUGUUGAUGUCUUUUCUGUUAUUUUCGUGUGUUUUAUUUUCUUCCUCAUUGGCCAUUAAUUGUCCAAUUGGAUUCGAUGACUUCAACGAGAGCACAUGUUAUAAAGUGAGUAGAUCAGAAACAGAAAAUUUUCAGGGGACUUGGUUUAUUUUUAAAAUAAAGAUUGUUGAAUACCAACUUCCAGAUAAUUUAUGAGAGAGCAAGUUAUUUGGAUGCUUCUACGAAAUGUGGACAAAUUGGUGGAACAUUGAUAUCGAUUCAUAAUGCGAUAGUGAGCAAGAAUCUCAAUUUUCUUCGAUUUCAAAAAUUUUCCAGGAUAACGCAUUUCUUCUCAAAAUAAUCAAUGAGACAACUUGGAUUGGUCUUGAAUGUUAUUCAAAUGAAUGUCAAUGGGAUGAUGGAAGUGGAACUAUUUCAAAUUACAGUAAUUUCUAUGGAAAUCAGAUUCAACCAUCGGUUGGAAAUUGUGUGACAGUUGAUUCAGCUAUUGGAAAAUGGUUGAAUACUCCUUGUUCUUCAACAUUUAAUUUUAUCUGUGAACGUACACCAAUUGAAGAAUCAUGUGCUUUAAGCUAUUCGGGUUUUUGUUAUAAUCCUUAUACAAUCGCCUUAUCGGAAAAUGAUGCCGAAACAGUUUGUCAACAAGAAUGUGGUCAUCUUGUAUCGAUUCAUUCAUUCAAUGAAAACUCGAAUAUACGAACACUUUUUGAUGCAAAUUUAUAUAAUUAUGUGAGAAUUGGGGCGAAAUAUGAUGAAACUUGGACUGAUAAUUCAUCUUGGACUUAUCAAAAUAUCGGUUACAAAAAUCAAAAUUUUGGUUUAUGUUAUAGUUUAGCUCUUACAAAUGAUGUUGUCAGUGUUGGUAAAUGGAUUAGCAGUAAAUGUGCAACAUUAUUACCAUUUGUUUGCAAACGUGAAAUUGGUGCAAUUUGUGGCACAACUCCAUCACCAACUCUGGCUCCAAGCCAAUGUGUCGGUCCACAAUUCGGUGAAAAUCAGGGGUAUAUUUAUUCGCCAGAUUAUCCAUAUUCAUAUUUUUCAUCGAAUCAAUCACAAUGCACUUAUAUUUUGAGCACACCUUUGAAUUCGUUCACAAGUGUUGUAUUUUAUGAUUUCUCAUUUGAUCAAUAUUCUUCAAUCAUGCUUUAUAAUGAUAUCGAAGAUAUGAAUCCAUUCGUAAUUUUCGAUUAUUUUAAUCCACCUCGAGGAAGUUAUAAUUCUACUACAAAUACAAUGAAAGUUGUAUUCCAUCCAAGAAAUCAGAAUACAAAUAAUACAAAAUAUUUGUGGAGUAUAUACUAUUUCCCAACAUAUUUAAAUAAUUCAGUAUUGACAACUACAACAACUGAAUCACCAUUUAAUUCUACGCAACCUUCUCAAUCAACAACAAAAAUAAUAUUUACUUGUGGACCAUCAAAAUACUACGUUCCACCCGCUGAUAUUAUUUAUCCAAAUGGAGUUUACUUGCCAUACGAUCAGAAAUGUUAUUACAGUAUAUCAACAUCUUUCGGAAACCGGUUAGUUGUGAUAGACGAAAUUAUUUAAAAAAAAUAUAUAAAUUUAGAAUUGGUAUCACUUUUUCCACGGUUGAUUUACAACAUUCGAGCAAUAUUACUGUAUAUGAUGGAGCUUCAACAUCUUCUUCAGUUAUGCUUUAUCUCGAUUAUUAUAGUAGUAAUGGUGGUCCAAGAACUACAACUUCAAAUCAUAUGCUAAUUAUAUUGAACACACGUUCAAGAUAUGAUGGUUUCCGUGCCAAAGUUACAAAUAUAAAUUGA